AUGGAAAUAGCCAGUACAGGACUUACAAAGAACAUACAGAAGAAAAAUGGGGCCCCAUCAGCUCCUGAUGCCUCAACUACAACCAUAGACUCGGAUGCACCCCCUUCAUUGUCCGCAUUGGCAUCGGGAGUCAAACCUAGACAAAAUCUUACUAGUCUUGCAGCAGGGGCAGCGACUGGAGGUAGUAAUGGAAGAGGUUUGUCAAGUCUAGGAGCACGCAAGGGGCUCAUCGGUAGCAACAAUCACGGGUCGUCUCUUCAAGAACUUGCAAAGGGAUCUAAUAAUGUUGGAGCAGGAUUGGCGCGACCUGCAGGAGGAUUGACUCGUCUAGUUGGAGCUUCGUCCUCGGCAAAUAGCAGUAAGAAUAACAGUAGUUUUGGUCAAACAGGACUAGGACCAAGGCUUGGAGGCACCUCAGAGCGACCAUCGCUGGCAGCACUAGCCCACUCUCGAGACGCAACGGGCCCUGUAGCAUCCGAAGCCCGAUCAGAUACAAAUAUAUCCAAUGACUCGCCAUCUACCUCAUCGUCAACUUCAAGAGCUUCAUCCUCGCUCGCAGAAUUGUCUGUAGCGAGUCAAAACGCUGCGCCGCCUCGGAAGUCACUGGCAUCACUUGCUAGCCCGAAUACAUCGUCUACGAACAAACUUACUCAAUCGGGAUUACCAUCGUCAUCUAUCUCCACAUCUGGAACGACGUAUGGUACUGGCCUGACCGGGUCAUCACUAGGACUGACUGCCCGGGCAGGAGCCACUCUAAGCGACGGAGAGCCUAGAGGGGACCAGAAGAGCGCAUUUUCGUCGAAACUAACCGCUUCGCAUUCAAUGGAAUCAUCUUCUCCUUCACUGUCUAGCUUAGCUUCAUCAUCACUACAGCCUCGAAAGCCACUACCAUCAGUAUCCAACCCUUCGAAGCCGCUAUCGGAGAAGUCACAGGCCUCUAAAAACAUAGCAUCAUAUACCCAGGAGACCUCUGAAAACGAGAUUGCGGUUGACAUGAACUCACAAUCAGAAGGCAACGCUGUUGAACAGGCAGCUGCUCGAACGAAUUUGGCUGAUGAUAUUUUAACAACAUCUGAACAAGGAGAGGAUUCAACGCCUGCUGUAAUAGGAUUUUCGUCUAUGAUUGCUCCACCAUCUCAUUUUGCGCUAUCAAUUUUCGAAAAACUGGAGCCGACUCCGUCUCCUAUUGCGCUUUCUACAGCUUCUCUUCUCCAAGCCACGAAUCCAGAGCUCCUUUUACGCAGGAUCAAAUUAAGUUCAGAAGCAGGAAAAGACACCGGAACAGUAACACCCGCAAGGGUUUUCCAGUUUGAUACACCCAGUCCGGAUGAUAUAGUGUUCAAAGCACAAUCUCAAGGACAUCGUCCUUCAGUAAUGUCGGGCCGUUAA
Messenger RNA from Lobosporangium transversale, 1389 nucleotides. RefSeq lists its product as hypothetical. The transcript has 2 exons. The coding region runs from base 1 to 1389 and encodes 462 amino acids. The record is from RefSeq and is a predicted model, not a curated record. Lineage: Eukaryota; Fungi; Mortierellomycota; Mortierellomycetes; Mortierellales; Mortierellaceae.